AUGAAAAUUGCUGUGGCAUUUCUGGUGGUGCUGGUCAUCCUUGGGGCACAAUCUCACGGAUAUGAGGUUUAUAACAUCAUCAACCCACUCAACAAUGGUGGCAGUGUUCAGGAGACAAUGACAAUUGACAAUGAAAAAAAUGCCGCCAUCAUCAACAUCCACGCAGGGUCCUGCUCCUCCACCACAAUUUUUGACUACAAACAUGGCUACAUCGCUACCAGGUUGCUCUCCAGAAGGGCCUGCUUCAUCCUGAAAAUGAACCAUGAAAAUAUUCCUGCUCUGGACAAACUCCAACGGUACAUCUAUGAGAGCCAGACUCUGAACACCAUGUUCUCCAACAAAUACACCUGGGUCAAGUACAAUCCUCUGGAGUCCCUGAUCACAGACGUGGACUGGUUCCUGUUUGGGUCACCUAUUGAGAAUCUCUGCAAACACGUCCCCUUGUACAAGGGGGAAGUGGUUGAAAAGAUAGAUGAUGUUGGCGCUGAAGGCUGUGCAAAGGCUGGGCUCCUGGGCAUCUUGGGAAUUUCCAUCUGUAGAGAUAAUCACUUUUAAGCAUCAGCCCACUGGUUUUGUGUUUUUAAGAGAUACACUCUUGGUUUCCACUCAGCAGCUAAAUUAAAUGCUCCAACUUAGAGAUUCAAUACUAAAACAUAAACACUGUAUUUACAGAUAUCUGGGUGUUUGCUUUUUUUGUAAACAGUGAAGGCAAGCCAAACAAUGUUUAUGUUCUUUUUAUAUACCAUUAUCAAACAGCUUGACUGCUCAGGUAAAGGAAACUAUCCCUUUGACAAAGCAUCUAGCUUUGAGGGCCAUUCACAAGGGCUAGUACAAAACCAGGAAAUGCAUUUUAGCUAACCAAAGAAACAGACUCAACCUUAAUAAACACCAUCACGGAUAUUUGUUUUUCUCGGUAAUAGGUGAGGCAGGAGGGAAGAACACCAAUCACCCAG
Molecule: messenger RNA, 953 nt
Organism: Trichechus manatus latirostris (Florida manatee)
Lineage: Eukaryota; Metazoa; Chordata; Mammalia; Sirenia; Trichechidae
Gene: GKN2
Product: gastrokine 2
Exons: 6
Coding region: 1-555 (184 amino acids)
Biological process (GO): regulation of cell population proliferation
Source: RefSeq, a predicted model, not a curated record